GCUCCCCACUCCGCGUCCGUCACGUGACCUGAGACGUGCCGCAUUCCAGCGGCGCCUAGCGGUCAAUGUCGAUUCAAAGUCGCGCGCAUCAAGACGUACUCUCUCGCUCUCGCCACGAUAAUCAGAUACAGAUGUGAUUAUAUAUUAUUUCUUACGAAUUUGGCGUUGCAGCACCGAAGGAUUCGGUUCGGGCCAAGCAGAAUCAACUAAAAGAUCUAAAUACGAAACCUGUGGCCGAUUUUGAUCAGCGAUGUCGAUCGAUUCUUGCAUGUACGUCUAUUUUGCUGCACGGAUGUCAUGUCAUCGCUUGAUUUAAAUAAAUUGAAGAGAAGAAAACCAGAAGUCUCCGAACGACCUAAGAAAAAGAUAGAUAGAUUCGAUGGAUUGUCCGAAGAAGAAGUACAAAAGUUUACAUUGGAUGAUUACUUGGAGAUGAAUCUGGAUUUAGUCUUUGUUGGAAUCAAUCCAAGUUUAAUGGCAGCGCAUCGUGGUAGAUAUUAUGCGGGUCCUGGUAAUCACUUUUACAAACUGCUACACGAGUCUGGUUUAACACCGAGAUUUGUCAGCUUCGAAGAAGACUAUAAGCUUUUGCAAUACAGUAUCGGCUUAACAAAUAUUGUAACACGCCCCACUAGAUCUGCUGCAGAUCUCAAACGGACAGAGAUUAAAGAGGGUGCAAAAGUAGUGGAAGAAAAACUAAGAUUAUACAAGCCAAAAAUUGCAGUAUUUAACGGUAAAUGUAUCUAUGAAGUAUUUGCCAACAUCAGAGCUAACUCCAAAUUUUAUUUUGGAUUACAACCUGAAUGCAUCGGUGAUACUGUAAUCUGGGUAACACCGUCGAGCAGCGCGCGAUGUGCCAAUUUUCCCAGAAUGGUAGAUAAGUUGCAUUUUUACACAGCAUUGAAAAAAUAUCUACAGUUCCUGAAAGGCGAGAUCACGGAUGUCGAUGUAAAGGAGUUUCAGUUUGAAGGAAAAUGCAAGCAGUCAGUACCCAGCACUUCCAAAAUGUGGCGACGAAAAAACAUCUCCACUUUUCUGCAUGGAGGCAGAGUUGUCAACAAAAACACACUUUGUCUGGAUACAUCGGAGGAAGAUAUCGCUGCAAUUCAUACAGCAGAAUUUCUAGUAGAAAAAGCUAAUCAGAAAAUGUACAAUGAAGAUGAAGAUAAAUGUAAUUAUGAAAAUAAGAAUCGAGCAUUAUUCGAUAAAAUUACAGUAAAAACUGAAAAGGAUAUGAAAAAAAUAGAAAAAAUUGUAAUUUCUAGCGAUGUCAAUAAUGAAACCGUGAUUGCUAACAGGUCAAAGAAAGAAACUAGCAAUGUUAAUAGAAAAGAAAGUUCUAAUCAUGUAAAUAAUACCAUAAAUGAUGAAAGUAUAACAAGUGAAAAAAAUGAAAAAUGUACAUCUUCGAAAAUCACUCGCAAAACUUCAGAAACUCGGAAUAAUUUUAAAAAUAGUAAUAGAAGUAAUUCAUUAGACUUUAUGAGUUUAAUCAAGCAAAGGUUAUCUCAGAAAAAUAACACAUCUACUACCUCUGAAUUAGAGUCUAGUUAAAAACUAUUUAAUAAAACAAUAAAGAUAAUGAUAA
Nylanderia fulva is the source of this 1588-nucleotide messenger RNA. NCBI's taxonomy places the organism in Eukaryota, Metazoa, Arthropoda, Insecta, Hymenoptera, Formicidae. The record is from RefSeq and is a predicted model, not a curated record.